ACGCACGCACGCACGCACGCACGCAGUGAGUCAGUGGCUGCUGCAGAGUCACUUCCAAUAGGGGCUCGUUUGUUUGACGUCUCAUCCGAAGGACGGAGCACAAGGAGGUGAAGCGACUCGCUCAGGGUCACACACACACACGCACGCACGCACGCACGCACGCAGUGAGUCAGUGGCUGCUGCAGAGUCACUUCCAAUAGGGGCUCGUUUGUUUGACGUCUCAUCCGAAGGACGGAGCACAAGGAGGUGAAGCGACUCGCUCAGGGUCGCACGCACGCACGCACACACACACAGGGAGUCAGUGGCUGCUGCAGAGUCACUUCCAAUAGGGGCUCGUUUGUUUUGUGUCUAUAUGAAGGAUGUUAGUGACACACAGCAGCAGGCGGAGCUCUGGAAACGGCAGAAAUCAAGUGUUCUGAAGAUGGACUCUCCUCUGGUGAAUGAAGAGCCCCUCAGCGUCUCCGUUAAAGAGGAGGACAGUGAAUUGGGAUGUGAUAACGAAGCGCUCCUCAUCCAGAUGGAACAGGACUGUGUGUUUCCUGCUGUCAGUGUUAAAGAGGAGCCGUGUGAUGAUGACAUUGCGGAGGAACUCGCUGAUCUGGGGUGCGUGCGCGUGGUGGGGGAGGAAGAGGAGGAGGAGGAGGAGGAAUCUCUCCACGUGAACCCCGCGCUUUUCAACAAGGAAGGAGCCACGCCUCCAACCAGCGCUGACACACCGGACACAGAACAGGAGCGGAGAAGCAUCCCGAACUCCGUACACGACCCUUCUUCCCCGACCCCCAGACCGGUCCGGGACGGGGCGUCCCCGAAAAAGGUUCCCCCGGUUUUCCCUUGCGACGUCUGCGGGAAGAAAUUCGGCCAGUCGCGCGGGCUGAAGAUCCACCAGCGGGUUCACACUGGCGAGUGCCCGUACUGCUGCCCGGACUGCGGGCGGCAAUUCAGCCAGCUGGAGAACCUGAAGAGGCACCGGAGAGUCCACACGGGGGAGAAGCCCUUCUCCUGCCCGGACUGCGGCAAGUGCUUCCGGGAGUCGGGAUCGGCGAAGGUCCACCGCCGCACUCACACCGGAGAGCUCCCGUACCACUGCGCGACCUGCGGAAAAGGCUUCGGACAGAGCCAGCAGCUGAGGUCCCACGAGCGAAUCCACUCCGGAGAGAGGCCGUACCGCUGCCCGGACUGUGGGAAAACCUUCAAGAGCCCGGGGCACCUCCGCUCUCACCGGAAGGUCCACUCCGACCCGGGGGAGUCCCGGUUCUGCUGCCCCGAUUGCGGGAAAGCCUUCCGCCACUCGGGGAAUCUCCAGACCCACCGGAGGACUCACUCCGGGGAAAACCCGUACCUGUGCGCCGUCUGCGGGAAACGCUUCAACGCCUCGCAGAACCUGAAGCGACAUUCCCGGAGCCACACCGGGGAAACCCCGUACGGGUGCGGGGACUGCGGGAAGAGCUUCCGGGACUCGGGAUCCUUGAAGACCCAUCGGAGGAGUCACACUGGAGAAGCCCCGUACGGGUGUCCCGAUUGCCAGAAGAGUUUCAAAGACCCCGGGUCGCUGCGGAAACACAAGCGGGUGCACAGCGGGGAGACCCCGUACAGCUGCCCCGAGUGCGGGAAGAGUUUCAGAGAGUCGGGGUACCUCCGGAAACACGCCCGGGUUCACAGCGGAGAGACCCCGUAUCGCUGCACCGGCUGCCCCAAGAGCUUCAAGGAAUCCGGGGCUCUGAGGACGCAUCUCCGAAUCCACACGGGAGAGACCCCGUAUCGGUGCGUCGCCUGCGGGGAGAGCUUCGUCUAUAGCUACCAGCUGAGAGGACACGCCUGCCAGCCGUGAAGCAGGAAGCUGGCUGGACUCCGCCCGGCCCUGCCAGGGUUAUCCUCGCCCCGGCUGCUUUGAAAAACGAAUGGAAAAGUUUAGGAUCCUCUUGUAAAUUCACCCGCGGGAUCUAAGAAGCGGCGAGUUUUCGCUAAAAAUUUUUUAGGAGACUAAAAUUGCGUGGAGCGUCGCAGUUCCGGGUUCCUGCUGACUCAGAGCUCCUGUUAAACAGCGGAAGGGAUCAUGUCGCUCGGGCUGAUAAUCGGCCUUUGCUUCAGCCCGUGAAGACCUUCUCUGAAGCCGCGCUGCCCCAGGGCCCGCGGGUGCGUUCGAGUGAAGACGCUGAACCAUGCUGCAGGAGGUCUCCAGCGCCUGUCCUGGGAGUGCAGUUCUCUGCUCCUCCCCGGUCCGCGUUGUCCCGGCUCCUGCACGCUCUUCAUGGCUCGGCUGUGUUUCUGUGUUUUUCAGCCAAUAAAAGGUCCUGGAUCUCGGCUUCAGUGUGUGUGUGUGGUUCCUCUCUCUCAUUAUCAGUGACACUGUGUGUGUGUGUGUGUGUGUCUCCUCUCUCUCAUUAUCAGUGACACUGUGUGUGUGUGGCUCCUCUCUCUCAUUAUCAGUGACACUGUGUGUGUGUGUGGUUCCUCUCUCUCAUUAUCAGUGACACUGUGUGUGUGUGUGGCUCCUCUCUCUCAUUAUCAGUGACGCUGUGUGUGUGUGUGGCUCCUCUCUCUCAUUAUCAGUGACACUGUGUGUGUGUGUGGCUCCUCUCAUUAUCAGUGACACUGUGUGUGUGACUGUGUGUGUGUGUCUCCUCUCUCAUUAUCAGUGACACUGUGUGUGUGUGUGUGUGUGUGUCUCCUCUCUCUCAUUAUCAGUGACACUGUGUGUGUGUGGCUCCUCUCUCUCAUUAUCAGUGACACUGUGUGUGUGUGUGGCUCCUCUCUCUCAUUAUCAGUGACACUGUGUGUGUGUGGCUCCUCUCUCUCAUUAUCAGUGACACUGUGUGUGUGUCUCCUCUCAUUAUCAGUGACACUGUGUGUGUCUGUUUGUGUCAGUGUGUGUGUGUGAGAGUGUGUGUCUGCCAAAAAUAGUACAUCCUACAAAAAUCUAUGACCCGUCCGCAAAUGGUCAUAUCUGUAGAUUAUUUGGGGUUGGAUCUGUCCAAAGUCCUUCUCUAAUUCUCAGAAAGAAGCCGUUGUUUUCUUAUCAGUUUCUGUGGUUGGAAACCGCCAGGCCUUUGCAGAGAGCCAGCGAAACGGACAAAUCCUAACAUUCAGCCAAGCAGGCUUGAGAACGCAAUGGUGAGCACUGAGGAGAGUUUAAAUCGCUCUUCAUGCAGUGAUUAUGAGGACAAAUCUCAAACCCCAGGGCACUAGAGCAGACAUUUUGAACAGAACCUUGAAACAGAACUUUACAGGUGUCCCCUGCAUCACCGUUUCCAAUUCAAACUCGCUGCCACUGCGAUCCCGACUUUUUCUAAACAGAAAAGUCCUAGAUAGUCCUACACAGUAUUUUAUAUAGCGCCUUUCCUAGUGGACCGUCAUCACAAAGCAAUGCAACCAAUGAGGACAGGCAGAUAGCAACCAAUCACAGGGGAGACACUAAAUCAGCCCUCCUCCCAUGUGUAUGACGCCCUGGCCCCGGUCCGGCUGAAUCCUCUCCAAAUUUUGGCAAGGGUGGAUCAUCCACAGUUAGGACGCUCCUUUUAAUUAGUGGCAGUUGGUCCUGCAGGUUUUAAACGUUGAUAACCGUAUUUGCGUGGUGGCACACGAGUGAGAUAUCAUUAUAAUAAUAAUUUAUAAUAAUUUGGGGCAGCAGUGUGGAGUAGCGGUCAGGGCUCUGGACUCUUGACCGGAGGGUCGUGGGUUCAAUCCCAGGUGGGGGGACACUGCUGUUGUACCCUUGAGCAAGGUACUUUACCUAGAUUGCUCCAGUAAAAACCCAACUGUAUAAAUGGGUAAUUGUAUGUAAAAUAAUGUGAUAUCUGUAUAAUGUAAAAUAAUGUAUAAUGUGAUAUCUUGUAACAAUUGUAAGUCGCCCUGGAUAAAGGCGUCUGCUAAGAAAUAAAUAAUAAUAAUAAGCUUGACAACUGCGUUGAAGUU
Acipenser ruthenus (sterlet) is the source of this 3912-nucleotide messenger RNA. Its product is annotated as zinc finger protein 501-like. Gene Ontology annotation, biological process: regulation of DNA-templated transcription. Gene Ontology annotation, molecular function: RNA polymerase II cis-regulatory region sequence-specific DNA binding; DNA-binding transcription factor activity, RNA polymerase II-specific. Bases 353 to 1828 code for a protein of 491 amino acids. NCBI's taxonomy places the organism in Eukaryota, Metazoa, Chordata, Actinopteri, Acipenseriformes, Acipenseridae. The transcript is spliced from 4 exons. The record is from RefSeq and is a predicted model, not a curated record.